CGCGCUCGCGCUCGUGUCACGUCACUUCCGGCAGCGAGUUGGGUUGCGGAGUCGCGGUGAAGGGGCCCGUCGAGCAGACGGAGGGUCGCGGGGCAGCCGCAUCCGACCCGUAUGCGCACGGCGGCCGGAGACAUCGCUAGUUCCCGCGGAUUUACUCUUUCCUCUCUCCGCUUCGCCUUGCGGGCAGUUGUGUGUGAGUGAGUGAGUGCCUGGGGGGGUGUGGGGGCAACCGAACCAGCCGCCGCAGCAGCAGCAGCAGCCGCCCGCCCACCAGCUUCAGCCGUUGAGCCUCGGCCCGCUCUGCCGAAGGAUGGGAAACGCUGCGACCGCCAAAAAGGGCAACGAGAUCGAGAGCGUGAAAGAGUUCUUAGCAAAAGCCAAAGAAGACUUCUUAAGAAAAUGGGAAAGUCCACCACAGAAUACUGCAGGCCUAGAUGAUUUUGAAAGGCAAAAAACACUUGGAACGGGUUCUUUUGGAAGAGUUAUGUUGGUGAAACACAAAGGCACAGAACAGUACUAUGCCAUGAAGAUACUUGAUAAACAAAAAGUUGUUAAACUGAAACAAAUCGAACACACACUCAAUGAGAAGAGAAUAUUGCAAGCAGUUAAUUUCCCAUUUCUGGUGAAAUUGGAGUAUUCCUUCAAGGACAACUCUAAUUUAUAUAUGGUGAUGGAAUACGUACCAGGUGGUGAAAUGUUUUCACAUCUUAGAAGAAUUGGAAGGUUCAGUGAACCUCAUGCACGGUUUUAUGCUGCCCAGAUAGUGUUGACUUUUGAGUACCUUCAUUCGUUAGACCUCAUCUACAGAGACCUGAAGCCUGAAAACCUCUUAAUUGACCAACAAGGGUACAUCCAGGUCACAGAUUUUGGUUUCGCAAAGAGGGUAAAGGGCAGAACCUGGACACUUUGUGGAACACCAGAAUAUUUGGCACCAGAGAUUAUUCUCAGCAAGGGCUAUAACAAAGCAGUGGACUGGUGGGCACUGGGGGUUCUAAUCUAUGAAAUGGCAGCUGGAUACCCCCCAUUCUUUGCAGACCAGCCGAUACAGAUCUAUGAAAAGAUUGUCUCUGGAAAGGUACGGUUUCCUUCUCACUUCAGUUCAGACCUGAAAGACCUGCUGCGAAACUUACUUCAAGUAGAUCUGACCAAACGAUACGGGAAUCUCAAAAACGGUGUGAAUGACAUCAAGAACCACAAAUGGUUUGCCACUACAGAUUGGAUUGCAAUUUACCAGAGGAAGGUGGAAGCUCCGUUCAUACCCAAGUGUAGAGGUCCAGGUGACACCAGCAAUUUCGAUGAUUAUGAAGAGGAGGACAUCCGUGUCUCUUUAACUGAAAAAUGUGCUAAAGAAUUUGCUGAUUUUUAGAAAGAGUAAGAGACCAUCAGGGCUUGUAUUGGGAUCUUUGCACUCUGCUAACAGAUGGGGUGGAGUUGAAACCAUCUUACUCGUCGAAACAAUUACUUAGUUUCUUCAUUCCACAUGGCUGAGAUCCUCCUUUGCCAUAAUUCAUGUGUGCAUUUGGCACAACCCUCAUACACAGGCACAUUUACUCAAAGCACUACCUGUGCUGCAA
Messenger RNA from Mobula hypostoma (lesser devil ray), 1574 nucleotides. RefSeq names its product protein kinase, cAMP-dependent, catalytic, beta a (gene prkacba). The record is from RefSeq and is a predicted model, not a curated record. The coding region runs from base 311 to 1366 and encodes 351 amino acids. NCBI's taxonomy places the organism in Eukaryota, Metazoa, Chordata, Chondrichthyes, Myliobatiformes, Myliobatidae. Gene Ontology annotation, molecular function: ATP binding; protein serine/threonine kinase activity. The transcript has 10 exons. Gene Ontology annotation, cellular component: nucleus. Gene Ontology annotation, biological process: protein phosphorylation.